CCACCCCCAAUUUCCGACCCCUACACCCACCUCACUACCGCCGUCCCUGGCAAACAACUCCGCCCCCCUCCCUCUCUCAGACGAGUCACACUUACAUAUGCAUCCAUUAUUAUCAGUCAACCUUACACUCAUUAGAACAAGGGAAUUUUGAAUGACACUGGGUCCAUUGUUGCCGCAUUGAUUUUUGCCCGAAAUUAUCUCUCCAGAGUCCAGAUUGCAGUGGAAGGAUGAGUCUUCAGAUCAUUCGGAAUAUGUUUCAGGGGCAGCAGGGGGGUAGAGUUGAGGUAAACGAGGUUGAAUUAUUCUACAUGAAGUCUCAUGGAAGGAAGGUGGCAAGGCUUCACAUGCAUGACUGGCUUAUAUUGCUACUACUUGCCAUCAUUGAAAUCAUUCUAAACAUCAUUCACCCUUUCUACCGCUUUGUGGGCAAAGACAUGAUGACAGAUCUUAAAUACCCAAUGAAAGAUAACACCGUUCCCUUGUGGGCCGUACCCGUGUAUGCGGUGUUGUUGCCUAUACUUGUGUUUGUAUUCAUCUAUUUCAAGAGAAGAGAUGUAUACGAUCUUCACCAUGCUAUUUUAGGGCUCUUAUUUUCUAUACUUAUAACCGGAGUCCUCACAGAUGCUAUAAAAGACGCCACUGGACGCCCUAGACCUGAUUUCUUUUGGCGUUGCUUUCCUGAUGGAGUUGAUAAUUAUGAUCAAUGGGGGAAUGUUGUGUGUCAUGGGAAAGAUAGUGAUAUAAGAGAAGGUCAUAAGAGCUUUCCAAGUGGUCAUUCUUCAUGGUCGUUUGCGGGUCUAGGGUUUUUGGCAUUGUAUUUAGCUGGGAAGAUCAAAGUGUUUGAUCGAAGGGGCCACGUGGCAAAACUAUGCAUUGUGUUUCUUCCAAUUCUUAUGGCGUCUCUUGUAGCUGUUUCACGUGUGGAUGAUUAUUGGCAUCAUUGGCAGGAUGUUUUUGCUGGAGGGAUUUUAGGUUUCACAGUUGCCAUUUUUUGCUAUCUGCAGUUUUUUCCAGCUCCAUAUCACUCUGAAGGAUGGGGUCCUUAUGCUUAUUUUAGGGCUUUGGAAGAGACACGUUCAAAUAGAAGGGUAGAGGAUUCUGCAGUGGGUGAAGUUGGUAUGCAAAGUGAUGUAGAGUCUGGAAAAGUGUCGAGUUAAAUUUGUAGGUUU
Lactuca sativa (garden lettuce) is the source of this 1169-nucleotide messenger RNA. Its product is annotated as lipid phosphate phosphatase 2. Gene Ontology annotation, cellular component: membrane. The record is from RefSeq and is a predicted model, not a curated record. NCBI's taxonomy places the organism in Eukaryota, Viridiplantae, Streptophyta, Magnoliopsida, Asterales, Asteraceae. Gene Ontology annotation, biological process: phospholipid metabolic process; phospholipid dephosphorylation. Gene Ontology annotation, molecular function: phosphatidate phosphatase activity.